This is a messenger RNA of Athalia rosae (coleseed sawfly), 603 nucleotides long. RefSeq lists its product as uncharacterized. Lineage: Eukaryota; Metazoa; Arthropoda; Insecta; Hymenoptera; Athaliidae. Gene Ontology annotation, cellular component: membrane. The record is from RefSeq and is a predicted model, not a curated record. Bases 1 to 519 code for a protein of 172 amino acids. The transcript has 4 exons.
AUGCAGCAUGCGGGUUGCACUUUAGUAAUGGCUGCAGUUUUGGUGGCAUUAGCAUUCUUACAAAGUGCGACUCAGUUGAAGGUCGAAGCAGAAGCGGAAGUUCAAAUGCUUCCAAUUAAGGUUCGAUCUGGAAUCGCAGCCAUGAACGGUUGGGAUUAUCUGCAUUACGCUUUCAAGUGUUGCGGGGUGAGAGGAUAUUUGGAUUGGUGUCAAAAGGUGGAUGAAAAAAAUCCCAAGAUUAAUACCUCCGCUGAAGAUUUCUUGGGCUCUUACAGAUGCAAUCUACCUGCAUCGUGUUGUUCGAACAGUAGAAUGAGAUUUGCUUUCUUCAAAAAUAUUGGUUAUUCAACUUGCGUUUAUGCACCGACUCCAUCCAAUACUCACAUAAAUGGAUGCUUGACCCCGAUAUUGAUCGUGAUCUCUUAUUUUGGGAAAGUUUAUCGUAUCACAAAUUUUGUUACCGCAUUUAUUCUGCUAUUAUCAACGAUUACAUCAUUGGUUUUGUUUACCAAACUUUGAAGAGAAGUUAUCAAACGUACGGGUCAAGCUGGGUGGAUAAACUUGCAAAGAUUUUCCUCAUCGUAGUAGGCGGACUCAAGAAUU